CACCGCUUUUACCCAUUUUACGUCAUUGGCCAUAGCCCCGGUGCACAUAAUCGAACUCCCUCAGUGUGGCUGGGUGUGUGUAGCGAGAGAGGGCACAGGGUGGCCCUCUAAAUCAGGGUAGAUUCAUUUACACUACAUUUACAUACCACAUAAAAUUAAUGAAAGGGGAGAUCUAAUAAUUAUUUCUCAGUAUUGAGUGUUCUGACGUGAACUCACCGGGUUGUCGGAUAAGGAAAAUGUCAGAUCCCACAGUGGCUGAUACUCGCCGGUUAAAUUCAAAGCCUCAGGACCUGACGGAUGCUUAUGGUCCCCCCAGCAAUUUUCUUGAAAUUGACGUUUAUGACCCACAAACUGUUGGAGUCGGGCGGAACCGUUUCACAACUUACGAAGUCCGUAUGCGGACAAACCUGCCGAUUUUUAAGUUAAAGGAUUCCAUUGUGCGAAGAAGAUACAGUGACUUUGAGUGGUUGAAGAAUGAGUUGGAGCGAGACAGCAAGAUUGUAGUGCCGCCCUUGCCUGGGAAGGCACUGAAGAGACAGCUACCUUUCCGUGGGGAUGAAGGCAUUUUUGAAGAGGCUUUCAUCGAAGAGCGACGUGUGGGUCUUGAGCAGUUCAUCAACAGAAUUGCAGGUCAUCCUCUCGCUCAAAACGAGCGCUGUCUUCACAUGUUUUUGCAGGACGAGAGCCUUGACCGUAACUACAUUCCCGGAAAGGUAUGAAAUCCAGUGAUCCAGAGGCGAGAUGUGCAUAGCACCGGCCAGAACCCGUCUGAUUUAUCACCUCGUCCCGAUAAAGCAUACAGAGCCCUGUCCCCGUCGCAGCCGCAACCACCUCUGACAGCUGCCUCUGUCUCUCUAAUGCCUUGUACUGUAUAUACAUGUAUAUUCUUCUAGAUACCCCAGCAACACCGGUUCACGGCCCUCCGCAGCCCUAUAAUGUUUGUGUAGCCAAGCACACUAAAUGGGGUGUGUUACAGGGAAGUUAGUACAUUGUUGCAGAUUUACACAUAAACAGAAAUUAGAUUUUCUUUUUAAAAAUCUGUAUCUGACUGAAUUUUCCCCCUAAAAAAAAAGCAUUGCAUUUGACACUGUAGUUGAGUCCACCUCUAUGUAUCAAUUCCAGCUAUGCCUCAUAAUCUGCCCAACCUCCCAGCUACAUUUGUUUCACUCGUCUUUGUCCCUCCCUCAAUAAAUUAUUUUCUUGAAUGAUUUAAUUCACAAAUCACAAUCUCUCUCUCUAAUGAUCUUCAUCCAUAGAAUACUGGCUGUGUCUACGUGUAAAGUAUAUAUGAUAGCUGUUUGAGAGGAAAUUGUUAUACUCUCUCUGCCCAGCAUAGCCUAAAGGAUUAUAUGUUCAUGGUUCUGUAAUUCCAGUUCAUGGGUUACCCAUUUUUUUUCACACAUCAAUAAUUUAAAAAAAAAACUAUUUCUGUCAUUCCUUCUGGAGACGUUUCACUUUUGUAAUAGUCUGAUUUCUUACAUUAUGAUUGAAUACUUAAAGGUUUUCUCUGUCCCUUGGUACCCACAGUAACCAAAAUUGUUUCUCCAAUUGUAUGAUUAAAAUCUCUGAUGGAUGUCAGUAAACAAUGGUACCUUCCAAAGUUAAGCAAAAUGUAGCAUCAUUGGAAAUAAGUUUUUUAAAGGGAGGUCUUCCCAUACUUUUUCUCUUAACAUGACAUUCCAUGUUUCUUUGCAUUUUCCAUUCAAAUAAGAAUUUGUGGCUUUCCAACAUGCUCUCAUGCAGUUAGAUUUUUCUAUUAUGAUUACUUUUUCUUAUCAGAUUUUUUUUCUAACUAUGUUUGCCUUGAAUUAUUCAUUAUCAGUCUUUGCAUCGUCUUCAGUCUGUUUAUGGGAAUGUAAUGUCAGGUAAUCAAACCACUGUGAAAACAAGGGACUGAUGAAUAAUCCACACAUUUUUAUUGAUAAAGAAGCUUUUGGCAUGAAGUUUAUUGACCUAAAGUAUUUCUUGAAUGCCUUUUUUGUCGUAUGUAUUUUGUCUUCAUUAUUAUCAUUGUACAUUUAAUCUCCGUUUUCAGAAGAGCUGCCUUGUUUGUACCAUAAAUAAAAAUCCCUCUACCUGUAGGGCUAUGUCCA
Molecule: messenger RNA, 2093 nt
Organism: Oncorhynchus mykiss (rainbow trout)
Lineage: Eukaryota; Metazoa; Chordata; Actinopteri; Salmoniformes; Salmonidae
Source: RefSeq, a predicted model, not a curated record